AUGGGUAUAUGCAGCUCUUACGAGUCGACACAAGUGGCUACGGCGAAGCUGAUCUUACAAGACGGUAGGAUGAUGGAGUUUACUACUCCGGUCAAAGUAGGUUACGUUCUUCAGAAGAAUCCGAUGUGUUUCAUUUGUAACUCCGAUGAUAUGGAUUUCGACGACGUCGUUUCCGCCAUUAGCGCCGACGAAGAGCUUCAGCUUGGACAGCUUUACUUCGCUUUACCUCUUACCUCGCUUCAUCAUUCUCUUAAAGCUGAGGAAAUGGCUGCAUUGGCUGUUAAAGCUAGCUCUGCUCUUAUGAGAAGCGGUGGUUCUUGCGGCAGAGAUAAAUGUAAGUGUCGUCGGAAAUGUGUCUCUCCGGUUAUCUUCUCCGUCCGGAGAGUAUCAGCGGUGGAAACGAGCGGUGAGACGAGGAACGGGAAGAGACGCGGCGGCGGUGGUGGGAGGAGGAAGUAUGCGACGAAGUUGAGUAAGAUAGAAGAGUAG
Molecule: messenger RNA, 489 nt
Organism: Arabis nemorensis
Lineage: Eukaryota; Viridiplantae; Streptophyta; Magnoliopsida; Brassicales; Brassicaceae
Source: the annotation of a GenBank genome assembly